AGAGAGAGAGAGAGAGAGAGGGACAUGAGAGAAAGAAUUAAUAAAAUAGGCAAAUAAUAGUUACUAUGGAAUAUAGUUGCAACAUAUCUGGCUUUCAAGAAAGAAUUUCAGGGGUGUUGUCUAAAUGGACUGCCCUUCAAAUGGCUGUCCAUAAUGAAUGGGGUGGCCAUGACUCCAUUACCAAAUACAAUCAACUUGCAUCUGAUAUACUCGUUUGGCUCUUACAUUGUAAAGCACAACUUCAAACAGAGGAUUUGGAGACUUUGUUGCAUGAAAGAUUGUUGCUUACUUUCAACACAGAGAUUGAGGAUGGCAGUAUUGAGGAGGUGGCCGAGCAAUUGAUCAUCAUACGUGACGAUUAUUUACAAGGAAACGUAGGUACACCUAAGUAUUUGCGUGAGAAUCAAGCUUCAAGGAGGAAGAAUAAACAAAAACAACCAGCAAGGCUACUAAAGGAAAAACAACAACACGCAAACACCAGAAGUAGUAGAAUAAAGCUCUCCUCCUCCAAUUGCAGACAAACAGCCACACAGACGAUGGACCAACACCUAGAGACAACCCGCCAAAAGGAAUGUAACCCAGCCCAAGAUAAGAACCCAAAAACUCUGACUAGCUGGACCCUCCGUCGAACUAAACUCCUUAGCUGGACCCUAACCCCGCUGGCCCAAAGCCACCCUCGGCCCAACACCCAAUUCACGCUGCCCGCUCUAACCAAAAUCAACAAACCCAGCACAGGGGCAGCAGAAUCAAACAGGGGAAAGAAGGCCACAACCCACCUUGGCCAACUCACCGGAGAAGGUCAGAGUCAGCCGAAAUCCCAUGCCUCGACAGCCGCCGAACCCUCCACCAACAAAUUCUCGUCUCCACCCGAACUACCGCACACCGCUCCAUCCCCUAAGAAGUUGAGGACGACGAAGGCGAUCGUAGCUGUGGUCGUCUCUGCGAGUCUGCAGCCUAACGCUGCACCUAACGGCACAACGGAAUCCCGAACCUCGUCCUCAAUGAUAGGCACUUAA
This is a messenger RNA of Striga asiatica, 1016 nucleotides long. Lineage: Eukaryota; Viridiplantae; Streptophyta; Magnoliopsida; Lamiales; Orobanchaceae. The record is from the annotation of a GenBank genome assembly.